Molecule: messenger RNA, 627 nt
Organism: Erythranthe guttata (spotted monkey flower)
Lineage: Eukaryota; Viridiplantae; Streptophyta; Magnoliopsida; Lamiales; Phrymaceae
Source: RefSeq, a predicted model, not a curated record
AAAAGAUUAAUUUCAUCUAGGACAUGGAGCAAGUUUGCCUCUGGUCAGAUUGCUACCACCGCCGAGUUUUUUCAUUACAGGAACUUCUCGACUGGCGGUUUAUCAUCCGUAGAGAUUCUCUUCUUGUUUCCUUUGUCAAUUGCACUUAGUGAACAUCUUUUCUUAAGGGAUCAACACAGGUGGCUGAAUGCUUGUUCCUCCUAAAAUAGAUGUUGAAUCUUUAGUGCCCUUCUGCAAGUUGAGUUGCAUACAUCUGUAUAUUCUGGACGUUGGUUAUGUUGUUAAUCCGGGUACACCUUUGAUCUCCUCGCGCAAUUCUGUAGUUGAUAGUGCAUUGUCGAUGAAACAUCCAUUUUCAGAUCCUCUGGAAUCAAUAUAUUAGGAGUGAAAAGUCUGCAAGAGCUCAAAGGAAGUUUACCGUGUCAUUAAGUAUUAGAUAUAGUUUAUAAUAUCUGUCAUCUAUUUAUGUUCUCCCUUCUGUCAGCCUGUUGAUGGUGAGAUUCAGUUGACUAAAGAUUGUAUCAGAUUUAGUAUCUUCGCAUUGGAGACUGAUGUUUUGGAGCGUUGUAUGGUCAUUUCGUUCUCUAUUUGGUGGAGCUGAACACUAUUAAUCACUGUUGAUCGGCA